AUGGUGAGGGGCGGUACCGCGCGGGCAAAGGCGAGUGCGAGUGCGACGCGGACACGCGGCUGUACAGUCACCUGUUGCAGGCGGGGCGCGCACGUGCCGCGGCGCGCGGCCCGCGCCCGUCUUCGGCACCGGCACAGUGCCGCGGCGGCGGGCGGCGAGCGCACAGCGCCCGCGCCGGCAUGCGACGCUAGCGCGAGCAUGCGGCUGCCGCUACUGCCGCUCCUUGUGCUGCCCCUCGUCCUCCGCCCGGCGGCAGCCGGGAUCUGCUGGUCGGGGAUGGAGCGUGGUGGGCGCUGCAGCUCGGUGGCGGCGCUACGCGUGGGCCGCGCGGAGUGCUGCGCCGGCGCCGCGCGAGCGCCCGCCGCCUGGAGCCCGCGCGACCUCGACAGCGGACAGAUAUUUUUCUACAAGGCGCUCUCUGGUGGCGUGCCUUGCACCGCAUGCGAUGAAUCAUGCUCUGGAGUGAGAUGCGGCGCGGGCCGGCGGUGUGCGGUGCGCGGGGGACGCGCGCGGUGCGUGUGCGCGGCCGCGUGCCGGCGGGCGGGUCCCGUCUGCGGCACGGACGGCCGCACGUACCGCUCGCUAUGCCGCCUGCGCCGUCGCGCCUGCCGCCGCCCCGCUAAACAUCUCGCCCUCGACUAUCCCGGACCCUGUCAAGUGGGUACGUGUGAGGGCGUGCGGUGCGGCGGCGACAAGCGGUGCGUACUGGACGCAGAGCUCGGCGCGCAUUGUGCGCGGUGCGGCGCGUGCAACACGGCCGGCGCGCCUGUCUGCGCGGUCGACGGCCGCACCUACGCCGGUGCCUGCGCACUGCGCCGCGCCGCAUGCGAGCGAGGCCGCGCACUGCCGCUAGCUUACAGGGGAUCUUGUAUAGCGAACGCGACUUGCGCGUCAAUCAGGUGCGGCAGUGGACAGCGGUGCGUGUCGGGGGGCGCGAGCGGCGCGCGCUGCGUGUCGUGCGGGGCGUGCGGUGCGGGCGGCGGGGCGGGAGGGACGCGGCGCACGCUUUGCGGCACGGACAAGCGCACCUACCCCUCCUGGUGCCGGCUGCAGCGCGCCGCAUGUCACGCCGGCACUGUCGUCGACACACUGCAUCGCGGACCCUGCAAAAGCAACAGAAAUAUAACGGACAAUAGUGUGACUAACGAGAGGCACGGAGGGGACAUAGACGCGGCGUGAGCUGCAUCCUCUCUUACUUAUCUAGUAGACAUAGCACAGCGCGUCCUGUGGCCUCAGCGCCGGCUCAAGGCGGCAGUAGCCGGAGUGUUAUAGUGCUGUACAAACUUUAUGGCGGCUCGCAAAAUCACAUCUUUGUCUAUCAAGAAACAGCCCUCUUGAGAGUUUUAUAGGCCCUAGCAGAAAAGCGCUAUCACAACCACGAGUCACCAUAAAGUUUGAAUCUUGUAAUACUUAAUAAGUCUGAUACCAGUUAAAGCCAGUUUAAAUACCUUUAGGAGCUAAUACUUACAGUACGAAUUUCAUUGAAUAGGAACUAGAGAGCUUGCAGAUUAAACGUCAUAUGGUCAAAAAUGUCAAUCUCAAUGCUAUGUAGAAAUAUAACAAAUGUCAAAACUGAAGCACUUUUUUCGAAUUUUGUAGAUAAAUAAUUCUAUAGUUUUUAAUAAUUAACACUUACAUUAUAAAAUUUGAGCACCAAAUUGUACUUAAUGUUUAGUUAAGAUAGGACAGUAGUUAGCGCAAUGUUCGUACUCUGACUUACUGAUUGUUUCCUUCUCCUCGAUGUCAGCGCACACGACUUGGAUGAAAUGAA
This is a messenger RNA of Papilio xuthus (Asian swallowtail), 1771 nucleotides long. RefSeq names its product follistatin-A. The record is from RefSeq and is a predicted model, not a curated record. Gene Ontology annotation, molecular function: calcium ion binding; collagen binding; extracellular matrix binding. The transcript has 6 exons. Gene Ontology annotation, biological process: anatomical structure development. Bases 1 to 1179 code for a protein of 392 amino acids. Lineage: Eukaryota; Metazoa; Arthropoda; Insecta; Lepidoptera; Papilionidae.